AGCUCCGCGAGGUGUCUCUGUCAUCGUAAACUAUUCAUACAUCUUCAGAUUCUGUACUACCUGACGCGCCCAGCCACAAGAUACUCGUCUAAGAAAAUGACUUUGAAGGCUGAAUUUGAGCAAUAUGCAGAGGAUAUAAAGAGAGUGAAGACCAGACCUACAGACAAGGAGCUGGGAGAUUUGUACGGCCUCUACAAACAAGCUAAUGUGGGGGACAUUAAUUUUGAUAGACCUGGAUUUUUCGAAUUAACAGCGAAAGCCAAAUGGGAUGCAUGGAAUUCAAGGAAAGGAAUGUCACAAGAAGAUGCCAUGAAUGCCUAUAUUUCUGUGGCCAAGGAUGUCAUUGAAAAGUAUGGAAUGUGAUGGAGAAAAUCAUCUCUUUAAUUUUACCUAGAUAUAAAAGUUUAACUAUUAAAAAGUUGCAUGAUUGAAACAAUAAGCUAGUUUUUUAUUGAAUCUGUUUUUCUUGUGUAAUAUAGAUUAACAGAUAAUUCACCUGUUAUCAUAGUGAUCACCUGAUAAUAUCUCAUUGCCAAUCAGAGUGACCUGAAGAUGUAAGCAUAUAAUCUUGACUCAUCUUGCAAAAAUAGUCAUUAUAUAAAGCUGUCAAAUCUCAUGG
Messenger RNA from Pimephales promelas (fathead minnow), 619 nucleotides. It is a transcript of the gene acbd7, whose product is annotated as acyl-CoA binding domain containing 7. NCBI's taxonomy places the organism in Eukaryota, Metazoa, Chordata, Actinopteri, Cypriniformes, Leuciscidae. Gene Ontology annotation, biological process: fatty acid metabolic process. Gene Ontology annotation, molecular function: fatty-acyl-CoA binding. The record is from RefSeq and is a predicted model, not a curated record.